Messenger RNA from Candida dubliniensis CD36, 1593 nucleotides. It is a transcript of the gene POS5, whose product is annotated as NADH kinase. Gene Ontology annotation, biological process: NADP+ biosynthetic process; NAD+ metabolic process. Bases 1 to 1593 code for a protein of 530 amino acids. The transcript has a single exon. Lineage: Eukaryota; Fungi; Ascomycota; Pichiomycetes; Serinales; Debaryomycetaceae. The record is from RefSeq and is a predicted model, not a curated record. Gene Ontology annotation, molecular function: NAD+ kinase activity.
AUGUUUAAAAUCCAGUUUCUUUUUCGUCCUUGUUUAGUUAAUAAUCACCAUCAAACUAAUAUAUCCAGACUAAUACAUUUUAAUUCAUUACAUACGAUAACUAAAUCAACCCCACUAUCAUCGAAAUUAAUCAUUGGGAAAGCUCAAUUAUCUUUAUCAACAACACCAGAAAAAGCACAACCGAAAAUGGCAUUAACGGUUCAAUCAUGUACUCAAUUACCUACGGGGAAAUUACCUGAAUAUAUCAAAUCUUCCAAAAGUCGAUUAUACAACAUUGUAUGGCUGUCAUCAUCUCCACCAACAAAUAUAUACAUUGCGAAAAAACCUGGUGAUGCCAGUGUUCGUGAAGCCAUGAUUGAAUUUAUAAAUCAUUUACAUCAACAAUAUCCAUCAAUUAAUGUUAUUGUCAAUCAAGAAGUAGCUGAUGAAUUAAUGCAUGAAUUGAAAACGACAACCACCAUUAAACAAAAUAGUAGUAGUAGUAUUAGUAGUAGUACUAGUGUUAGUGGUAAAUCGAUUCAAGAAUUAAUGGAUCCAUUAACUGAUCAUGUUAUUUAUACUGGUAAAAAUGAAGAUAUUGUUGAUAAAACCGAAUUGAUGAUUACAUUAGGUGGAGAUGGGACAAUUUUACAUGGAGUUAGUUUAUUUCUGAAUGUUGUUGUUCCACCAAUAUUAUCAUUUGCUAUGGGUACAUUAGGAUUUUUAUUACCAUUUGAUUUUAAAAAUUAUAAACAAACAUUUCGAGAAGUUUAUGAAGGUAGAAGUAAAGCAUUACAUAGAAAUCGAUUGGAAUGUCAUGUCAUCAGAAAACAAAUAGUUAAAACUUUGGAUGAUGGAGAAAGAGCUAAUAAAAAAUUGAAAACUAAUGGGGAAAAAAGUAUAUCAAAGCUUAAAGAAGAACAAUCUUCAAGUAGUAAUGGUUCUAGAAAAAUUAAAGAAAUGAUUCAUGCUAUGAAUGAUGUCACUAUUCAUCGUGGGAGUUCACCAAAUUUGACAUCAUUAGAUAUUUAUAUUGAUAAUGAAUUUUUCACUACCACUUUUGCUGAUGGAGUUAUAUUUGCAACACCAACUGGAUCAACGGCGUAUUCAUUAUCAUCAGGGGGAUCAAUAACUCAUCCUUCUGUCCCUUGUGUUUUAUUAACUCCAAUUUGUCCGCGGUCUUUAUCAUUUAGACCAUUAAUCUUGCCUAGUCUGUCAGAUAUAAUGAUUAGAUUGUCUGAAAGUAAUAGAAAUCAAAGAAUUGAAUUAACCAUAGAUGGUAUAACUCAACCUGAUCUUCAUCCUGGCGAUGAAGUACAUAUCACGUCGGAAGUAGCUAUUACUUCAGGUGGUCAGUCUUUAUUGUCUAGUACUGGUGGUGGUAACAAAACUACUAGCACCAGUACCAGUGCCGGUACUAGCAGCGGCAGCAGCGGCAGCAGUACCAGUAGUAGCCCUAGUGGUAGUGGAAACAACACUAGUGGUAGUUAUGGUGACAAAAAUGGAAUUUGGUGUGUUGCCACUAAUCAAAACCAAUGGUCAAAAGAUUUGAAUAGUUUAUUGGGAUUCAAUAGUUCGUUCAGAGAUCAAAAGGGGAAACGAUUACAUCUAUAG